GGGACAAACAUGGCUGACGAGUUAGGGGAGGUAAACACAACUGCAGGUGAUGGCGAAGCAAAACAAGAGCAAGAAGCGUCCAAACUUUUAAACACGGAAACUGACGGCAAUGCCCGCGACAACAACAGUUUCUACCAUGCUGACAGGCCGGCGGCGGAGAGCAGCUGGUCGGCUCCUCUUCUGUCUCUGGCUCGCAAGGCCACGGAUACACUCAGCAGCGGAGUGAGCUACGCUUCUGCCCGGAGGAACUCCGUGCAUGGGUCCGCUGCGAGCCCCACGACGGAAAAAGAGUCCGAAAGAGAGUUAAACAGCACAGGAAAGAAGCUUCCAGUGGUUCCUUCUAAAGAACCCAUGGCAAUAGAAAGAACCAAUCUUCUCAGCAUGUUGAAGUUAAGCAUCAAGGUUUUAAUCCAGUCCUCACUGAAUCUGGGUCGGACUCUGGACUCUGAGUACCCACCUUUGCAGCAGUUCUUCUUGGUCCUGGAGCAUUGCCUCAAACAUGGCCUAAAAGCCAAGAAAUCCUUCAUUGGUCAGAACAAGUCCAUUUGGGGGCCUUUGGAGCUGACUGAGAAGUUGUGUCCAGAAUCUGCCAACAUAGCCACAAGCGCCAGAGACCUGCCUGGAAUCAAGACUGGUUUGGGCAGAGGGAGAGCGUGGCUGCAUUUAGCACUCAUGCAAAAGACAAUGGCAGACUAUGUGAAAGCCUUGCUGGACCGCAAAGAUCUCCUGAGUGAGUUUUAUGACUAUGGAGCUCUGAUGAUGGAGGAGGAAGGAGCAGUGAUGGGGGGGCUGCUCGUGGGCCUUAAUGUGAUUGACGCAAACCUCUGUAUUAAAGGCGAGGACUUGGAUUCUCAGGUGGGAGUCAUUGACUUCUCCCUCUACCUGAAAGAUUCUACCAAGCCCGAGACUCCAAAGAACGAUGCCAAGAUGACUGCCAUCUUAGACCAGAAGCAUUACAUCGAGGAGUUAAAUCGCCACCUCAGUGGCACCGUUACUGACCUGCAGGCAAAGAUGGACUCUCUGGAGAAGACCAACAGCAAACUUAUAGAGGAGCUAACGGCGGCGACUGACAGAAUCAACUCUCUGCGAGAAGAACAGGAACAGCUGAGAAUGAACAACGAGUCGAUCUUACUGUCCAACCAGAAAAAGGAAGAGGCUGCUCUUCAAGACAGCCAGGCUGAGCUGGAAACAUACAGACAAACCCGGCAAGGCCUGGAUGAGAUGUAUAAUGUUGUGUGGAAGCAGUACAAGGAAGAAAAACGCAUUCACCAGGAGUUGGCGCGUGAGCUGGAGCUGCAAUUGGGGCUGAAGCAGGAGAUGGAGGUGGCCAUGAAGCUGCUGGAGAAGGACUCGCAUGAGAAACAGGACUCACUGGUGGCCUUGCGACUCCAACUAGACCAAGUCAAGACUCUCAACCUUCAGAUGUUCCACAAAGCACAGGACUUCGAACGAGAGGCGGCAAAGAAACAGACCGAGACGGAACAGCUGGAGCAGAAGAUGACUGACAUGGAGAAAGCCAUGACGGAACUAGCCCGGAGGCUUCACAACUCUGAGCAGGACCGUAAAAAGAACGACCAGUUGAAUAAAGACCUGAAGGUGGAGCUGGAAGGAAAAGUGAACGCUCUUCAGAAGCAGCUGAGUGACCUGGACGCUUUAAGGCUGGGCUUGGAGACGGAGCUUUUGGUUGAGAGGGAGCAGAGACAAGGCCUACAAAAAGCUCUCCAGAGGGAGCAGGACAACAGCACCGAGCUUCGCACGCAGCUGCAACAACUAGAAGGCCUGCAUAUGGAGUUGCAGGAUCUGAAGCAUGAGAAGCAGCACCUGCAGCAGAUGUGUGAGCAGCAGGAGCAGGCUUUGCAGGAGAUGGGACUGCAUCUCAGCCAGUCUAAACUCAAGAUGGAGGACUUUAAGGAGGUUAACAAAGCUCUAAAGGGUCAUGCCUGGUUAAAAGAUGACGAGGCCACGCAAUGCAAGCAAUGUCAGAAGGAGUUCUCCAUCGCACGAAGAAAGCACCACUGCAGGAACUGUGGGGAUAUUUACUGCAACACUUGUUCCAGUAACGAGCUGGCCUUACCCUCGUAUCCUCGGCCAGUGCGGGUUUGUGACAUGUGUCACGCUCUCUUGCUGCAGAGGAGUUCGUCCACAGGUUCCUGACACUACUGCAAGCAUUUGUGUCUCACGCUGCAGUCACUACGUCGUUUAGCCACGUUUGUUUCAGAAUGACAUCCGCUGUUGGGAAAAUGUGUUGCAUCUGAACUGUUACCUGAAAUUCAGGAACACACAGGUGGUCCUUUGGUUACAAACAACUUCUGUUCCUACGGCGCAUGGUCAGUUGAAUUUUAGUGUAAGUGGGAGCUCAUACCUAAAUGACCAUUUUAAGUCAGUCACACUGUACACAACACAUUAGACAUAAAAUACCGUAAUAAAAACACUGCAAGAGUCUCCUUACAUUUAUUCUGUUUAUAAUCUCAGCCAGCGCAUCAGGAAACUCACGUGCUGCUUUAUCAUCCCUACCAAUAUCUUUACCUUGAAGCUUAAGGUUAUGCAAAUUAGCACCAACCUUAAACUGCAUAAACCACUCCUUACUGGCCAUAAACACUUCACCCGCUUUAUACCUUUCCAAGGUUUCAAACCAUAUUUUAGCCAUCUCCUGAAUCAACAUAAGGCUAACGGGCAUACAUUUUUGAUUCUGGCAACCUUUUCAUCUCAGUAAGACCACUACGUUGAUAACUUAUUACUGUCGCUUUCAUCUGAGCAAAUCCUUUAACAUGUUCAAUGGUGUUUGCGACAAUCAUGCAUUUGAGACUAUAAGUGCAGCCAAUAUUGAUGGACAUUUCUACUGAGCUUUUUAUGUUUUCACUUUCAUGGUGGCUUUCUUUUCCUUUGGAGCACUGCCACCAGAACAUCCUCCCUUAUGGCCAAAAACUUGUCAUCCCUCCAAAGCGUAGCUGCACGAGACAUACUUCAACUAGUUCUUAAGCGUUUGUAACCAUGGAGCGUCAUAAAAGGACCACCUGUAUGUAUUGUAUAUGGGAAGCAGGCCUAUUUGAGAAUUCUUAUUGUGGUUGGGAUUGGAUGGAUUAGUUGUGCGAGAUUUUCAAAGUAGUGAGGAAUGAAUUGACUGAUUUUAAUGUCAGCUUUUCUAAUAUUCUAAUGUUAAAAGUUCCACCAAGAUUGUAUUGUGUACUUUUGAUAUUCACAUUGUAGUGCAUCAACACUGCAUUUGCUGACAGUUGACAAAUAUCUGUCCUGUGUCUCUGCAAACUGUAAAUGAUUGUAGAAUGAUAAAUGUAUAUUUUAGAAUGUAUUAACACACGUGGUGGAUUGUGUACACUCAAAGCUGUUUUCUAUAAUUGUCUGGGGAAUUACACACAUUUUUUAAAACUUGAUAUUUAAUGAAUGAUUAAAAUUUGCAAUGUUUCCAUGACAUAGUCCAACUAGUUUAUUCACUUUGCUCACAGAAAAUACAAAUGACAUUAGAAGCAGAAGAACCUUCAUGACAGCAGAUUGCAGACUGAGUUGCUCCUGGGAGGAUUUCCAAGAUAAAAGUACCCUGUCAGCAGUCACACCUUAAAAUAUGCUGUAUGUCAAGACUGGAUUCAGAUUUACAUUGUACAACUAAAUUAAAGGAUUAGAUGUAAAAUAAUGUCUAAAAUGCCCAUAUUGUUCAUGCACUCCGACAUAGAAAAGAAAAGUUUUAACACUACCAAGACAAGACAGGUUGCCUUUGGGGAACAACUGGGGGUAUUUUAACAAUCCAGGUUCAAAAAUGGAGUGAACUUGGGUUCUGUGAACUCACAAAUCAAAGGAAGUGGGAUGUGAGCAACUCCUCUUGGACAUACUUAAAAAAAAACAACAAAAAAAAAAACGUACAAACCACCCCUCGCUUUGUUCAAAAC
This is a messenger RNA of Dunckerocampus dactyliophorus (ringed pipefish), 3899 nucleotides long. RefSeq names its product RUN and FYVE domain containing 1 (gene rufy1). Lineage: Eukaryota; Metazoa; Chordata; Actinopteri; Syngnathiformes; Syngnathidae. Gene Ontology annotation, biological process: regulation of endocytosis; protein transport. Gene Ontology annotation, cellular component: cytoplasm. Bases 10 to 2154 code for a protein of 714 amino acids. Gene Ontology annotation, molecular function: metal ion binding. The record is from RefSeq and is a predicted model, not a curated record. The transcript is spliced from 17 exons.